AUGAUAAAAGAGUUAAUGUCGAAAAUAAUUUCGAGUUACGAUGAACUUAGUUUACAAGAAGAACAAUACAUUCUAUUGAUGAGUAAAAUUGUGGCCGUAAGAAAAUGUGCAGCUGAAGAUUUUAGUAAGGAUUCGGAUGAAAUAAACGAGAAUCUCGAAGAGAAAAAGGAUUUGGCUGAAAAAUUGAAUGAUAAAAAUACUAAUACGGAGAAUUCGAAAUUGAUUAAGGAUGAAAGUAACUGUGAACUUAUGCGGAUAACGAACGAUGAAAUCUCUACUAAUGAAGUUGAAUAUUCCCAAAUUAAAGAAGAAAUGAAGAAAAUAAGCGAAAUAAUGAAUGAAACAAAUCGAGCUUCGCUUGUUAAUAAUAAACUUAUGGAACAAUUUGAAGCUAAUAGAAAUAAGUUGGAUAUUUUGGUGAAAAUCAGGGAAAGUGAACGUAAGUCACAGUUUGGUGUUGUAAAUGAGACAUUAAAACAAGUCGAAGAAGCUCGAGAUAAAGUUGCUGCUGAAGAAGACGAAAUCGAUCGAAAACGUCGAAUAUUAGAAAGAUUAAAAAGAGAAGCACUACGUCGUGGAAUCAAACUUGGGCCAGGUUCAGCUUCCGAACCUGAUAUUAUCGAUAUCGACAAACAUCAACCGAAAUCUGUUACGGAAGCGAAAUUAAGAGCCAAAUUGGAGGCAAAGAAAAAGAAAAAUGAAGAAAAGGCAGUUGAAGAUAACAGUCCUCCAGUGCCUGAAAAUUUAGCACCUGCUAAUCGUAUUCCACCAAUUCCAAUAAAUGAUGAGGAUGAUUUGUCGGCUGCUCCAAAUUCAUUGAACAAUAAUGCAGCACGAAAAAACAAAAAGAAAGUUAAAAAAGCAAAGGAAUCUAUUCGCGAACGUCGCGAAUUCAUUAAUCAGUCGAUUCGUGAAAAAUUGGCAGCAAUUACUGCGCGUAAAAAACGAAUGAAUGAAAUAAAAACACAAUUAUUACUCAAACCUAUAAUGGAACAUAGCAAAACGGAUAUUAGUGAUACGGAGAAACAAGUGGAUGAAACUAUUAAAAAGGCUCAGGAACAUUUGAGAAUGUAUCCGUCUACUUUCAGCAAUUUAACAGCAGUGCGCGAACAGUUGGAAGAAAUAAGGGAUAAGGGUCAAGGUUUAUCCGAAGAAACAGCUCAGCUGCUUGAAUUCCAUCUUCAGGAUCACGAGAAUUAUCAUAGUAUUUCCGAUAGUCAUGGAAAUGAUUUGCUGACAUUGCCAGAUUACAACUAUUCGAUAAUUAAGGAGGUGAACGAACAAUUCAAAAAAUUGAUGAAUAAAGCGGGAAAAAUUAAUAAUAUAGAAACUAAUUCAUCUUUUAUUGAACCUUAUAAUUUCACGAGUAAAGAUAAUGAACGGUUGAAGAAUAUCGAACAAAUGCUUUAUAUUCAGCAGCAACUGUUGCAAACAACUGGAAAGCGGUGUUGCCAUGCGGAACAGUGCGAUGAAAACUUGGUUAAUGCAAUUCGUGUGAAAAAAAUGGUGAAAAAAUUAAAGGAAUGUUUAUUAUCAGCGAAACCUGAAUUUUUACAAUAUUUGAGUAAAUUUAUAUUUCAUUUAUCAGUGAGUCAGGAUAAUAUUUCUGAGAUUGAUGACAUUCUGUUUAAACUGCUAGACAAUGGUGGUGACAGUGAUGAUAAUAAUGGAAAUGCUGAUAAUCAGCCCAGCAAAAUUUUAUCUUCUCAAGCAAAACAGUUUUGCAGUAGCGAGUUAGAAUCGGAAAAGCAAAAUGUAUUGGAACGAAUCCACUUCAUUACUGAUGGGAAAUUUGAUGGGGAUGCGGGUUCGGAAGGUAUUAAUUUUCCAUUUUUCUAA
Messenger RNA from Dracunculus medinensis (Guinea worm), 1839 nucleotides. Lineage: Eukaryota; Metazoa; Nematoda; Chromadorea; Rhabditida; Dracunculidae. The record is from the annotation of a GenBank genome assembly.